Molecule: messenger RNA, 1209 nt
Organism: Drosophila bipectinata
Lineage: Eukaryota; Metazoa; Arthropoda; Insecta; Diptera; Drosophilidae
Source: RefSeq, a predicted model, not a curated record
AUGGUCCAGCCGGUGGUGCUCUUGUCUGCGAUUUGUUUUAUUACCGUCGCCCUGGGAUCGGAGGAAUCUUGUUAUUUCACUGAAGAGAAGGAGGACGACUGCGCGGCGGUCUGUCAUCCGAUCGUGAAGCCCCUCCUGAGGUACUUUGAGAAGAUUCAGGCCAAAGAAUCCCAGUUCCAAAAGGACUACUCAGAGUUGCAGAAAAAGUAUUCAGAUUUGCAGGAAAGCCAUUCGGAAUUGCAGAGAAGAGAACUGGAACUUAUAUCACAGUUACAAAAGGAUAUAUCGGACUUGCAAAAGGAUAAAUCGGACUUGCAAAAUAGGGUGAUUGAAGUCGAAAAUCUACAAGCUCAAAUAGAUUCAAAAAAUGUGGAGAUCAAAUUACUAAAAGAUAAAAUUAGUGAAUUAAAUAAAACAAAUGAACUUGCUACAAAAAUACUUCGCGACGACAUUGCCAAAUUGGGCGAAAUAGUAAAGAAUAUAAAUUCGGAUAAUGGAGCAGCCAGUCCAUCACCAACCAGGACAGUCCAGCAACUACCUCCACCCUCCAAAGCUAUUCCAGAUCGGUGUCCGCAAAGCCAAAAUGAAACUUGGAUCCUCCAAGAAAUCCAAAUUCCAGGUUCCGAUCCGUUUAAAGUGGUCUGUUACUCAGAUGAGGAGAUUGGUUCUGGUUGGAUGAUUGUUUAUAACCAUUGGGGUGAAACAAAUUAUUUUAAUCGCACGUAUGAGGAAUUUGAAAGAGGAUUCGGAGAUGUCGGGACGCAUUUGACCGAUAAAUACUUUAUUGGACUCGAACGAUUGCACCUCCUGACAUCUAGAAACUCUCAUGAGUUGAAAAUAAAUCCUUACAAAUGCGACAGCUUUGUCGUUGGGAAUCGAAGCGAAAGCUACAUGGUGAAAGCUAACAAAGGGUGUACAGGACGCAAAUUGCCGAACCUUAGGCAAGUCAAGUUUUCCACCUGGGAUCGAGAUGAGGAUGGAGAUCCCGAUAGUAAUUUGGCAAAGAUAAGGAGCUAUGGCUGGUGGCACGAACCUCGCAUAAAACAUGGAAUUUUUGAGAUCUUUCAGAUCGCUGUCCAUGAAGCCAAGCCAGGAUCCUCCUAUACAUACAUCUGCCUAUACUACAACUGCCAUACCAUUACAGUGGUUUAUUACUCGAAUAAGGAGAUCCAGAGCUUUAACGCUCUUGACGAAUGGACAGAAACAUGA